CCGAAACUCCAUAAACUCACAAGUUUUUUUUUAAUAGAAUGACGUUCUCUUCUUUUUUCUUUCUUUUUUCUUUUGGAAAAAAUCAAGUUUGCUUUGAUAAUCAUAACGAUUGAAAAUAAAGUCUUAUAUCACAACUCAUGAGUAAGUUAGCUCUUCGUAAAUUAUGCCUUACUCGAUCUUUGCCUCCUCUCUAUCCCUUUAUAACUACCGUCUGUUGAAGAGCUAGUUUACACAUCUAGGUACCGCUAUUAAUUCCUCCUCCCUGCUGCGUGUGCACGUGCAUCUUUAUUCCCGUUUUGCCUUUCCUUUUUGGGUGGUUUGUAUCAAGAUAACAUGAUGAGGUGGUUAUCAACGUUGGGGAAGAGCUUCCAAGUGAGGAGGCAAAUGCCGGAUCUAGUUCGCCCUACGAGACCAACACCACGCGAGGUGAAACUUUUAUCUGAUAUUGACGACCAAAGUGGGCUACGAAGUCAAGUUCCCUGUCUAUAUUUUUAUAAAGGAAGAGAAAAUCAUGACGGUCGUCGUAAUAACAAGGAAGAGGAUCCCGUGAAAGUAAUUAAAGCGGCUCUAGCGGAAACAUUAGUACCUUACUAUCCGUACGCUGGACGAUUGAGAGAAGGACCUGGAAAGAAACUAGCGGUGGAUUGUACCGGCGAAGGCGUGAUGUUUAUCGAAGCCGAUGCGGACUUUACACUCGAGGACUUUGGGGAGGAGGUUCAACCACCAUUCCCGUACUGGGAGGAGCUGCUGCACGAGGGUCCUGGUUCUACUGAAUUUCUCCAUUCCCCUUUGAUUCUUAUACAGGUGACACGUCUCCGAUGUGGCGGUUUCAUCUUCGGCUUCCGCUUCAAUCACGCCAUGUCAGAUGGUACGGGAAUGGGGCAAUUCACAGCAGCCAUGGCUGAGAUCGCAGGAGGAGCCUCCGCCCCGUCGAUAACUCCGGUGUGGAGGAGAGAGCUUUUGAGCGCCAGAGACCCUCCGCGAGUAACUUGCAUCCACCGAGAAUACGACGACACUUCAACCACAAAACUCCAAACGAAUCCAUUCGGGUCGGCUACCGACUUGGUCGACAGAUCAGUCUUCCUUAGCCUUGCCAAAAUCUCCGCCCUACGCACCUCACUGCCGCCUCACCUCCGCCUCAAGUGCUCCAAUUUCGAUGUCCUCACCGCCUGGUUGUGGCGCUGCCGCACCACUGCCCUCCAACUCGACCCGGAAGAGGAAGUCAGGCUCAUGAUAGCUGUGAACUCUCGGCCCCGGUUCAAUCCGCCCUUGCCUAGAGGCUACUACGGCUGCGCAAUUGGCUUACCGGUGGCGCUGACCACCGCACAAGAAUUGAUCCAGAACCCUCUCGAGUACGCCGUGGAUCUGGUGAUGAAGGCCAAAUCACAAGUGACGGAGGAGUACAUGAAGUCGGCUGCCGACCUGAUGGUUCUGAAAGGGCGACCCAAAUUCACGGUGGCAUCCACCUUCUGGGUGUCCGACCUCAGAAGGUUUCAAUUCCAUGAGUUAGAUUUCGGGUGGGGAAAACCCAUUUACGGUGGCCCCGCCAGACUUCGGCCGGCCAUGAAAAUACUUUCCUAUUACACCAACAAAACCAACAAGGCAGGGGAGGAAGGAAUCAGUGUUUUUCUUUGCUUACCAAAAUUUGCCAUGGAAAAGCUCACCGGAGAGAUUGAUCGGAUUGGGCGGUGAAAACUAAUUAUCACAUUAAAAUUUGCUUUAACUAAUUUACUACUGCUUCUCUAUGUUCCAAAAUUGUAAGGUGUUUGUUUUCUUGGUGUGUGUUUGUGUGUUUUUUCUCUCUUUUCUUUUUUUCUUUUUUUUUUAAUUAAAAAAAUGAAAUGCACUCCAAUAAUGGUAACUAGAUACUCCCUUCAUUCCAAAAUAAGUGUCAUUUUGGUAAAAUAGAGAAAUUCCAAAAUAAGUGUUGUUUUCAGAUUCCAAUGUAUUUUUUGUCAAAAAUUUCUAAAUAUACCCUCAAAAGAAAUAAUAU
This is a messenger RNA of Oldenlandia corymbosa var. corymbosa, 1993 nucleotides long. Lineage: Eukaryota; Viridiplantae; Streptophyta; Magnoliopsida; Gentianales; Rubiaceae. The record is from the annotation of a GenBank genome assembly.